Molecule: messenger RNA, 2014 nt
Organism: Cucurbita pepo subsp. pepo (vegetable marrow)
Lineage: Eukaryota; Viridiplantae; Streptophyta; Magnoliopsida; Cucurbitales; Cucurbitaceae
Product: pollen receptor-like kinase 4
Biological process (GO): protein phosphorylation
Molecular function (GO): ATP binding; protein binding; protein kinase activity
Source: RefSeq, a predicted model, not a curated record
UGUUGCCACGGAACAUUUGCUCUAAGUUGAACUUUGGUUUAAGCAUGGAGUUUUCUUUGUUCUUCAUUGCAGCCAUUCUGUUCUUUGGUUCUGUUGUAGCUCAAGUUGAUACUCUUGGCUUUAAUGGAGAUGAGAGAGAUGCUCUUUAUGCAUUGAAGGCAACUUUCAAUGACUCUUUCCUUAACAGAAACUGGAGUGGAACUCACUGCCACAACAAUCAGCCUCCUCUUUGGUAUGGCCUUCGAUGUGUCGAUGGCCGAGUAACGACGCUGUCGUUGGAUAGCUUGGGAUUGGUGGGGAAUAUGAACGUCGAUGCGUUAAGGAAGUUCACUGAAUUGUCUACACUAAGCUUGAAGAACAAUUCCUUAUCAGGGAAUGUAUUCAAUUUCUCUUCCAACCAGAAGCUGAAGGCUAUAGAUCUAUCAUUCAACGUGUUUGAUGGGUGGAUUCCGCGUUCCCUUAUGAGCCUAAAUUCAUUGCAGUCAUUGCAGCUUCAAAACAACAGACUUAUUGGUUCCAUACCUGAACUCAACCAGUCUUCCUUAUCAGUAUUCAAUGUCUCAAACAACAAUCUCAAUGGUUCCAUUCCAAAAACAAAGGCUCUUCAGUCGUUUGGCUCGAGCUCCUAUAGCGGUAAUCCGGGACUCUGCGGUCGACCCUCUGAUGUUGUCUGCAACUCAAUCAUAAAAGAGUCAGAUAAGAAAGCAGCAGCACCUCCUGAUACUAGUAAAGCCACUGAAGCGAAUUCUUUUUCUAAACAUCUUGUCACUUUGUUGCUAAUUCUUGUUAUUGUACUCUUUUUUGUUGCUACUCUAUUGCUGCUGCUUCUCUACUUCAAGAAACAUCGAGAGCUAAAAGAGCUUAUGAAGCAAAUAGGAUUGAAUGAAACAAAAGAGAAGAGAAAUGAAAACUUGACAGAUAUCUCAGUUCAGAACCAAGGACCUGCAGCAGAUGAAGGAGGAAAGCUCAUCUUCAUGGAGGAGAGUGAAAAUUUCCUCCUUGAAGAUCUUCUUAAAGCUUCUGCUGAGGGACUUGGUAAGGGAAUAUUUGGGAAUAGUUAUAAGGCUAUGCUUGAAGGCAGAUCGCCUAUCGUCGUGAAAAGGCUUAGAGAUCUGAAACCGUUGAGCGUCGACGAAUUCAUGAAGCAAGUACAAGUUAUUGCCAAGCAAAGGCAUCCAAAUCUGCUUCCACUUGUUGCCUAUUUCUACACCAAAGAAGAGAAGCUUUUCCUCUACAAGUAUGCAGAAAAGGGGAACUUGUUUGAUAGAAUCCAUGGAGGCAGAGGUGUGGGCAGAGUUCCAUUCAGGUGGCGUUCAAGAUUGGUUGUUGCUCAAGGAGUGGCAAGGGCUUUGGAAUUUCUCCAUCUAAAUACCAAGCCAAAUAGCAUUAUCCCACAUGGAAACUUGAAAUCUGUAAAUGUCUUACUUGGUGAGAAUGAUGAGGUUCUUGUUUCAGAUUAUGGUUUUGCUUCUCUUGUAGCCCUUCCCAUUGCAGCUCAACGCCUAGCCUCAUAUACAUCACCUGAAUAUCAACAAAUAAAAAGGGUGUCAAGAAAAUCAGAUGUUUGGAGCUUUGGCUGCCUUCUUAUUGAACUUUUGUCAGGAAAAAUCUCAUCUCACUCAGCACCAGAGGGUUCCCACGGCAUUGAUUUAUGCGCUUGGGUGAACCGAGCAGUAAGAGAAGAAUGGACAGCAGAAAUAUUCGACUCUGAAAUAGCUUCACAAAGAUCUGCUAUUCCAGGAAUGUUGAAUAUGUUACAGAUUGCAAUACGUUGUUGCAAUACUUCACCUGAUAAACGACCAGAGAUGACUGAAGUUGUGAGAGAGGUUGAAAGUAUCAGGCUAACAGAAAAUGGAGAAGAGUAUAGCUCAUCCUUUGAUCAAUCAUUAACAGAUGAUUCAAUGUCAGGCAUUGCAUUGGAUGAGAGAUGAAAGAUGCAGCCAUUUCAAGCCAAAUUAUGAAUAAUACUUUACUAUUAUUCAGACUUUUCUUAUGGCAUUGAAAUCCAUUGAUC